Messenger RNA from Engraulis encrasicolus (European anchovy), 1140 nucleotides. Its product is annotated as high choriolytic enzyme 1-like. The transcript has 8 exons. Bases 172 to 960 code for a protein of 262 amino acids. NCBI's taxonomy places the organism in Eukaryota, Metazoa, Chordata, Actinopteri, Clupeiformes, Engraulidae. Gene Ontology annotation, molecular function: metalloendopeptidase activity; zinc ion binding. Gene Ontology annotation, biological process: proteolysis. The record is from RefSeq and is a predicted model, not a curated record.
GGGACCAGUCAGCUAGCGGUCCUUCGGUUUAAUUCUCCACAUCUUCAGUUCCUCAGUUCUUCAGUUCUCUAGUUCUCCAGUUCUUCAAUUCUAUAGUUGCAUAGUUCUCCAGUUCUCCAGUUCUUCAAUUCUAUAGUUCUAAAGCUCUAUAGUUCUCCAGCAGUUCUCCAGAUGGCUUCCUCCACAGCUGUUCUCCUCACCUGCCUGCUGGCCAUCCUCUCACCUGUCUGGUGUUACCCGCUUCAGGCGAAUGCGACAAGAGAUACAGAAGGGAGCGGACUGAUCAGUGAGGACCCUGAUGACCCUGAUGACCCUGAGCUUAUGGACGGUGACAUUGUUGUCCCCUCUGGACUCCAGAAUGCAGACCCCAGCGUGUGCCUUUGGUGGCGGGACGGCAAAACAGGACGAGUGACCAUCCCCUACUACUUCGGUUACCCCUACACUCGCUUCCAGAGAGCGGAAAUCAUGGGGGCUCUUGGGAUCUUCACCAGAAACGGCUGCGUGUUCUUCGAACAUCAUGACAAACCCAUAAAGAAAGGAGACCACCUGGUCAUCACAUCAAAACAUAAGUGCUGGUCCCACCUGGGUCGUAAGGGCGGGCGGCAGAUGAUAUCUAUAAACAAAGACAAGGGCGUUACCUUUCCAAUCAUACUGCACCUGGCAAUGCAUGCCCUCGGCUUCCGUCACGAGCACCAGCGCAGCGACCGGGACCAACACAUCCGAAUCAACUACAACAACAUCAUCAAAGGGAGAGAGGACGACUUCAAAAAAGUUGAGACGGACAACCUGAAUGCUCCCUAUGACUACCACUCAGUCAUGCAAUACCCGGGGUUAUUCCUAUCCCGUAAUGGGCGCCCCACCAUGGUGCCUAUUCCUGACAGCCGUGUCCCGAUGGGGCAGGCCGUUACAAUCAGCUUCAUGGACCUGGCCAAAGUCAGAAACCUCUACUGCAAGUACUAAGAGGAAUUGGUUACAAUCCCUGGAGCAAUGUGCGGUUAGGUGCCUUGCUCAAGGUCACCUCAGCCUAUAAUAUACCAUGCCAACAAUUACAUACAGGGCCUCAGGGCAAGACACUGAUAGGGCCCCCCACACGGCCUGUCAAGGGUCACAGUAGGGCCCCCACAUCCAACACAGGAGGGC